CUGGCGAGCUCCGCAGCUCAGUCUGCGUUACAAACUUGAACCUGAAAGAUCAAUAAGAGAAACGGUGUCUCCACAUAAAAUGUUUGUGUCUGUGUCGGUUUUGCUUCUCUCUUGAGUGCCAGUGAACUUAGUCCAAGUGAUCAUAAGCGAAUUGAAAGUAAACGAUUUAUUUUUAUACAAAACAUACAAACAUAGCUCGCUGCUACCUACAUAACGUAUACGUACCACACAUACAUACAUAUAUUGUUAUAUUUUUAUAUUGACUGUGCCUUGUUGCGUUUACUAUUUGCAAUUGUUGCUGGCUACGCGGAAGUGUCAGCUGUAUUUAACAAAUAUUAUAUAGCAGCUAAAAUAAAUAAACAUUUAAUACAAACACCAAACAACAAGCAAGCAAACAAACAAACAUGCGGACAGCCCUGAGAGUUAGAACAAUGCUGUGCAUUUUGACAGUAUUCAAUGUCUGCGCAAACGAAGCACACGCUCAAUCGUAUCUGUUUACCCUGGAGAACGUGCUCACCCAACAUCCGCGCAACUAUAAUCUAACCGACGUGCACAACGGUACCCUGGAAGGAGAACUAUUUGCCGAAGCUGUGGAUAACAACAAUACAAGAAUAUUUCUUUAUAAAAAUACUGCUGUAGACUCCAACAACGAAUUAUCACAAACUGCCAUGGAUGUUAUCACCAUCAUUUGGUAUGUGGCUACAUUUUUGGCGCUGGCCGCUUUUUUUAUGCUGAUGGCCUGCUCGGAUCGUCGCUGUCGCAAUUUGCGCAGUCGCCAGGCAAACGCCACCCCUGCGGAUACGCAACGCGCACCGCCCACACCGUCGCCAUCGUACAGCGAAUUUGCGCCGCCCAGCUAUGAUACGGUCAUCAAAAUGCAACAUGCAGCCAAGACCAGUGUCUUUGUCAUACCCUUCAAUGGCGAUGGCAGCAAGAACACUGAUAGCGCCACGCCCACAACACCAGCUGCGCCCAGCCCCUGCACUGUGUACUCUAUCGACGAGCAGAAAGCCAACAAAUAAUUCGGGGCUUAAUAUUUUUAUUGGCUAAAAAUCUCUGUGAUAAUUUGCUGUGCUUUUGGGCACCUGUCGCUCAUAAACAAAUGGCGUACGUCAACUUUGUUGCACAGUGUAUUGUGUAAUUGUAAAUGCUUUAGUUUGUAAGCCCUGUAUUUAACUGAUAUGUCAAUAAGUUGCAGCUCGCUGCAUUAGUAAUGUUUUAGAAGACUGAAAGAUUGUAUACUUAUGUAAGCAAAUAGACCUUUGUGCAAAUUUAGUUAGUAAAUGUGCAUUUUAUUUGCCUAUUAAAUGUAAAUGUAUUAAAAUGUAGUAUUUUUGAAUUAAAACAGUCGCUCGUAUAUUAAUUCGAAGUUUAACUAGCUGGCAACUCUAUUAGCGGUUAUGGUUUGGUGUAUUUGCUAAGUUAGCCGUGACACAGUUGGCGGUAAAAUUCAAAAAUUAUAUUUUUUGCUUAAACGUGAAUUUGCUGCGAUGCGCUUGUCAAAGUGUAUAAAAUUUAAUUAAUAUGUUUUGCAUAUGUUC
Molecule: messenger RNA, 1541 nt
Organism: Drosophila busckii
Lineage: Eukaryota; Metazoa; Arthropoda; Insecta; Diptera; Drosophilidae
Exons: 3
Coding region: 405-1022 (205 amino acids)
Source: RefSeq, a predicted model, not a curated record